AUGAAGAGGAGUAGCAGCUUCCUUCUUGCUUCGGUGCCGUUGCUGUGCCUGCUGUCCGUCCUGUCCGCCGUCACCGUACAGAGCUUUUCAAAGUCGCACCAUAUUGUUACGUUUGGUGGCGCCGCGUGGGGCCCUGUGGUGAGCGAAAAGGAGGUAGAGCUCAAACGAGCGAUUGUUGCAGACGUUGGGACCCAGCUGCUGCGCAAGUACGCCUUUUUGACCAUCAUCAAUGUGAGCUCCCUGUCCGUUGGUGGGCACUUCGAGGCUCGCCUCACCGUGGCGCAGGCGCCGCGGAGCAAUAGUUCCAGCUCGCGGCUUCUGCACAUUUGGCCACCAGAUGAAGUCAAUUCCAUGAUCGCUCAGUGUACGUUCAGCAAAACAUUGGCGCUCCAUACGCCGUCGGAAGCGGCAAAUCUCAUCAGUGUGCGAAUUCCCAGCCUCGGCAAAAAUGUGAGUGAGUACAGCAUCUUAAGCGCGCGCGUAAUUGUGGUGGGGAUUCUCAGCAUAAUUGCGAUGGUCGUUCUCCUACUCGUUGUGCUUGUCUGGAUGUGCUGCCAGUGUUGUAACGAGAAUUAUGACGAGCGCAAGCCGUAUCAACCUCAUCCGAAUGGGAUCAAAUAG
Trypanosoma rangeli is the source of this 621-nucleotide messenger RNA. RefSeq lists its product as uncharacterized. The transcript has a single exon. Bases 1 to 621 code for a protein of 206 amino acids. Lineage: Eukaryota; Euglenozoa; Kinetoplastea; Trypanosomatida; Trypanosomatidae. The record is from RefSeq and is a predicted model, not a curated record.